Molecule: messenger RNA, 4508 nt
Organism: Stegastes partitus (bicolor damselfish)
Lineage: Eukaryota; Metazoa; Chordata; Actinopteri; Pomacentridae
Gene: rtkna
Product: rhotekin a
Exons: 11
Coding region: 570-2657 (695 amino acids)
Biological process (GO): mitotic cytokinesis; septin ring organization; actomyosin contractile ring assembly
Cellular component (GO): actomyosin contractile ring
Source: RefSeq, a predicted model, not a curated record
AAAGUUCAUUAUCAUCACCAGAGGCGCGUCGUAGGGGUUAAUUUAGCGCCGAGCUGGGCAGCGUCAGGGCGCACACAGUGGACUAGUUGUGCCGAUCACUCCCGCAGAGGCGAUGCCCUUUUGUGGAGAGGUCUCUUGUCACAGAGGACAGACGGCAUUCACAAUCGGGACACAGGGACACAAAGAGAAGAACUGCAUUUUAAAAGGCUCCAUUCUUUCCCCGCUGCCGCUGGGUGUUGACUGUGGGUGUUUGAGAGGAUCUUUGUUGCCCGGAGAAAAGUAGAGAAGAAGAAUACGCGCCGUGAACGAGUUGGGGGGAAUUUUAUAGGGUUACUACAGUGCAGUCGAUGCUGUCAUCCACUCCACCUCUGUCUGCUUUCCCGGAGUUACUAGUCUUGUUUUGGAUGACGAGCGGCGCUUUUACGCAUUGUUUUACGCACUGAUUGUACGAGUGGCGACUGGACAGGACACUGUCAUGAUGAACUUUCUGUCCCCGGUUCCUGCGGGGUAGCAGUUUGGACUAAACUACCUUUUGAGAAGAAGUACUUUUGUGGUUAUCUCCCUAAAGGAUGCCAGUUGAUAACUACACAAACAUGGAGGAAAAAUUAUGGAUACUGGAGGACCUCAAUAUGAUGUACAUCCGUCAGAUUGCACUCAGUUUGCAGGACAGUGACAUUCAGAAGAAGAUUGACCAUGAGAUCCGGAUGCGCGACGGAGCCUGCAAACUGCUGGCCGCCUGCUCCCAGAGAGACCAGGCCUUGGAGGCAGCAAAGAGCCUGCAGACUUGCAGCACUCGCAUCAUGGCCUACAUGUCGGAGCUGCAGCGGAUGAAGGAAGCUCAGGUCAUGCAGAAGGUCACACGCAGAUCGUCGGACGCAGGGCCAAUGGACGACAGGCUCCCGUGCAAAGGGAAAGUGGCCAUCUCAGAUCUUCGGAUCCCUCUCAUGUGGAAAGACACAGAGUACUUCAAGAACAAAGGAGAGCUUCAUCGGUGCGCAGUGUUCUGCCUGCUGCAGCUGGGAGGAGAGAUCUUUGACACAGACAUGGUGAUAGUGGACCGGACACUCACCGAUAUUUGCUUUGACAACACCAUCGUAUUUAGCGAAGCCGGCCCAGGUUUCGAGCUGCGUGUGGAGCUGUAUAGCUGCUGCUCAGAGGACGACUACUCUGCAGGGAGCACGCCCAGGAAACUGGCCAGCAAGCUGAGCUCUUCACUCGGGCGAUCAGCGGGGAAGAAGCUCCGGGCCGCCAUGGAGCCUGGACCGUGUAGUCCUGUUAGCAACGGAGGGGCAGCCCCCCUCCUGCUGCCAGUUCCCUCUGUACCGGGCCCCAAGUACCACCUCUUAGCUCAUACCACCCUGUCGCUGUCACACGUCCAGGACAGUUUUCGCACGCAUGACCUCACCAUUUCAGGCAACGAAGAGUGUUCGUACUGGCUGCCGCUCUAUGGCAGCAUGUGCUGCCGCCUCGCAGCGCAGCCUCACUGUAUGACCCAACAGAUGAUGAGUGGAUGUUUGAAAGUUAAGGUAAGAUGGCAGCAGUGUGGCGGUGACCCCCAGAGCUGGACAAAAGUGUAUGCCGUUCUAAAAGGAACAAGCCUUUUUUGCUACCACCGGCAAGAAGACGUGGAGGCGAACAUCGAACCAGCUUUCACCAUUGGCAUCAACAAGGAUACCAGAAUACGUGCGUCAGAGAAAGACCCUCACAGUAAAGUUCAGAAUAUCUGUAUCAGUAAUCAGUAUGGAGGGGAGGAGGUCACGCACACGCUGACCACCGACAGCCGCGAGGACACACAUCGCUGGAUGGAGGCCUUUUGGCAACACUUCUAUGAUAUGAGCCAAUGGAAGCAAUGCUGUGAUGACUUAAUGAAAAUUGAACUUCCGUCACCAAGGAAACCGGCUCCUGUCACACCAAAACAGGGCUCUCUUUACCACGAAAUGGUUAUUGAGUCAUCUGACGACCUGAGCAGCACUGUGUCAGACAUCUUGGCUCGGAGGAUGCAGGAGCUGGAGCUCCGCAGCCAACUGGGCACCUCUCCUACCUGGAUGUCUGUGUUUGAGGAGAACAAUGCCAAAAGCGCUGGCCGCACUCGUCACUGUACUUCUCGCCUGUCUGGCCACAGCCCCUGCACCCCUCAUCGACUGCCCCGGAGUCCCGCCAGCCCUCACCGCUGCCCACAGCUGGGUCUGCUGUCCUCCGAUGCAAGUCUGACCUCCGACAGCGACAGCCACUGUAGCACCAGCCCCUGCUCUCAACACCAUGGCUGGCCCGAGCCUUCGUCAAGCUUCUCUCUCUUGUCAUCGUCCCCCUCCCGCCUGAGGCCUCGCACUCUUUCCCUGGAUGCUAAGCUCAGCACCCUUCGAGGGAGGGGAUACGGAGGAGGAGGGGCCUUCCAGUGUCCGUGCCAGCCUCCCCCCUCGUCGCUGCUUGCUCCUCUCCCCAUCUCCUCCCGUUCACCUCGGUCACAGCGCAGUACACAGACCACACUCUCCUGCUCCAGCUCCACCUCCAGCAACAGCUCCAGCAACAGCGAGGGCAGCCACAGCCCAGAGUCAUCUGAGGGAGUCCCCUUCUCCAGGCCCUCCCCAGCUCGACGCAGCCUCAGGAACCUCAGGGCUAGACUUGAUCCUCGCAACUGGCUCCAAAGUCAGGUGUGAACUUGUUUCCUGACAGAUGUUAGAUGCUUGCCCAAAGGCAACAAUGCUAUUAAACCGUGCUUUAACAGGCUUAACACAUGUGAACCAAACUCAGGCAAAUCUGCUAAGCUACAUGCACAGCCCCGAGGAGGAUGCCUCUAACCCACCUCCCGGUGGAGGACGGAUCAUGGAAGACCCUCCUGGGUCAAACUGGAAUGUUUUCUAACACAAAAGACAAGUGACAAUCACUGCAGGAAUCUGUGUAAGUUGCUGAGUUGCCACAAUUUUGAAGACUGUCUAAAACUAAAUGGGAGGUACUUUGCUUGCUUUGAGAAAUGAUGAUCAUGCUGCUUGGGAGAAAGUGAAGCUAAAGACUUGCUCGGAUACACACCACACUAAGCCUACUCUCUGUUAUUUGAGAUCUAAUUUUGAAACUGGAAAAGGUUUUAUUUUGUCCUCUGCAUCAGCCACUCAUAUCAUUUCAAGGUCAUCUCUGUUAAUGCACUAGCCGUAUUUUGACUGGACGUUUCCUGUUGUUAAGUUAGAAAGGUUUGCAGUGUUUAUGCUACGGAAGCCAGUGAGCAUGAGGCAAAAAAAUGAACAUGCAAGAAAAAGCAUAAGGUUUAAUCAGUCAUGAGUUUUCAAAUGUUAGAAACUGUUAUGUGUAGAGGGAAGGGUUGGUGUUUGUUGCCUGUACUGUGAUACCUGCUUCAGUGUACUUACCUGACUAUUCACAAAAUACAUGAUCUUGAUCUUUGUGGGUCUCCUAAAAUGACUAUGCACCAUUUUGCUUUUAUGCAUGAUUUGACUUACAGUUAAGAUGUUUAACUACUUGAGGUCAUUUCAGCAGUGAAUCUGGUGAAAGCUUAGCCUAAUGCAAGUGCUCAUACUUACUGUACUGGUUACGACUGUGAUCUCUUCAGGGUAAAUUUUUGUGCUCUGCUCUUUACUUUUACAUGUUUAUCUGCACACUAUUGACGGGCUGCUGUCAGAUCCAGAUAAUAGAUCCUCACAAACAUAGGAUAAAUCCUAAAUCAACUGAUAUUAACCAAAGUUUAAGUAUUAUUAAAAAUCAAAGCCAUACUUAGCAUUCUGCUAUACUGCUUCUCUGCAGUAUUGUAGGUUUUCAUUGUGUAGUGAUCCUAUAAGAAAAAAAAAAAAGUCCAAUAAAAUACAAAACAGCCACUAAUCCAAUAUUAUUAAAUACAGAAAGAAAUCCUGGAAUUGAUUUUGUAGUGGUUGCAUUCUGGAAAUAAUUCUAUUACAUGGAGUACUUAUGUGAAACUCUAGUUAAACAAAUUAAAUGAUUUAUUUACAUUGCUACUGUUGUUUUCUUCUUUUAAAUUAUGUUAUUUGUUGCCAUUUAUCCAACUCUAUGACAAGAUAACAGGAUCAGAUCUUAUAGGAGAACCAGUGUCCCCUGUCAGUGCAGUACAGCCUCUUUUUUUUCUGUCUUUGUUUAUUGUGGACUUUGGAAACAGUUGCCCUCUUGGAACUCAAGCAACCAUUUUUACUUAGAUAUGUCAGAUGCUUGAAAAAACAGCAUUUGUUACUGUAAAUUAAUUUUUAUAAGUUAACAAAUAAACCUCCUCUUUUUGUCUUUUGUUACAUUAUUGAUUUUGUUUAAAAAGAAAAAAAAUGCCGCUGUAUUGAUACCUGAUUAUCAUAAUGUUAACAGAUGAUGUGCAGAUCAUUAACUGUUACGAAUAUAGAUAACAUUGAAUGUUAUAACCUUGCAAGAGUUUUCCGUGUUAGCAGGCUUUGUGUUCUGCAUGUGCGCCAUCCUAGAAGGCGAACAGAAGAUGAGAAAUGUGGAAAUCUCAUGUUUAAAUAAUAUAACAUUAAUUAUAAUAAAUGUUUUAUCAAAUAACA